AAAUAUAAAAAAUAAGUUUUUUGAGAAAGUUUGAGAAAAAAGAGCAUUUUCCUCGUUUCACAUCGUCAUUUUCCUUCAUGAACCCUUUAAAUUACUAAAAUUACGUGUAUUUAACCCAAAACCAGAUACACGUGAUGGCUAAAAAUACUAAAACACCUGUGAUGAUUCUCCAAGAAUUAACCGUAAAAAAAGGAUAUAACCCCCCAAAUUACGAAAUGGUUUACUCCCAACAAGGUACGCACGAAAAUACAUUUCACUAUUCGAUUUGCGUACAACAACAACAAGCGAUUGGAAUAGGGAAAUCAAAAAAGGAAGCGAAACACGAUGCCGCUCAAAAAGUAUUAGAACUAUUAGUCAACGAAGGUAUAAUCGAAGAAGAUGUGGUUAAAGAUGUUUGUAAAAUGCAACCGGAAGGUCCCGAAGCUGCUUUUACUGAUUUAAAAGCCCCCGAAAAUUGUAUUCCUAAAUUAAACGACUUAUGUGUGGAACAUAACAUCCCGCCGGUUGUUUUUAAUGAACUCUCAGUUGCUGGUGAAGCCCACGCAAGAGAAUUUACCUUCGAAUGUAAAAUAGCUUCUAUUACAACUAAAGCUACGGCUCGUAGUAAAAAACACGCAAAACAAAAGGCGGCUAAAGAUAUGUUGGACAGAAUUAUGGACUUAUUGCCGCAAAUUCGAGAAGAAAUGAAACAGUUACAAGUUGAAGAGGGUGAUUCUGAUUUAGAUGUUAUAAGUAAACAUAUUGAUAAAUAUAAAUAUAACUUGAAUUCUAAACCUAUAGAAUCAGAAUAUGUAAUAACCGAUCUUAUGGAGGAGAAAGAUGUUGAUAAAAAAGAUGUUUUAAAGUAUUUUGAAUUGGACCAUAAUGAAGAAACGCUCGAACAGUUAUUAAAAGUGCUUGAUGCAAAAUAUGAACUCGAAAUUAUUCAAGAAACGCCAAGUAUGCUUGCUGUCAAUAUUAUUACCGAGGCCCCCCUUACAAUUAUGGCAAUGGGUACAGAUUAUUCUGAUGCUCACCAAAACGUCAUUAAAAAAACUUUUCAGUACUUAAAACAUUUCGUUUGUGCGAAAUAAUUUUGAGUUACCUGUAGAAUUUUAAUAUUUUUAUUUUCUUAAAUUAUUGUUAAAUAAAAGUUUGUUUUUAUUUAAGUAAAUAAUUAAAUUUGGAUGUAACUUUUGCUCAUCGAUAUACAUUUAUUUCAUUCAA
Onthophagus taurus is the source of this 1206-nucleotide messenger RNA. The record is from RefSeq and is a predicted model, not a curated record. Lineage: Eukaryota; Metazoa; Arthropoda; Insecta; Coleoptera; Scarabaeidae.